Molecule: messenger RNA, 201 nt
Organism: Danaus chrysippus (African queen)
Lineage: Eukaryota; Metazoa; Arthropoda; Insecta; Lepidoptera; Nymphalidae
Source: the annotation of a GenBank genome assembly
AUGUUGUGCUUGCAUCACGCAAGUGGUGUAUGGUAUGACACGGGUCGCGUCCGUCGACGUUCACCGAAGGCGUGCACUUCUCUCUUAGUAAUACAUCGCGACCCGUUCGAUGUCGGCAUAAGCGCCGUUCGGGAGUCCAAUCUUCGCGUUCACGCGCGGCGGCUGGACCGUGACGGUGGCCUGCCGGCUAUCGGACGGUAG